Messenger RNA from Pseudomyrmex gracilis, 6365 nucleotides. It is a transcript of the gene pbl, whose product is annotated as protein ECT2-like. Bases 379 to 4272 code for a protein of 1297 amino acids. Gene Ontology annotation, cellular component: nucleus; cell cortex. The record is from RefSeq and is a predicted model, not a curated record. The transcript is spliced from 16 exons. Lineage: Eukaryota; Metazoa; Arthropoda; Insecta; Hymenoptera; Formicidae. Gene Ontology annotation, biological process: activation of GTPase activity; regulation of cytokinesis, actomyosin contractile ring assembly; intracellular signal transduction. Gene Ontology annotation, molecular function: guanyl-nucleotide exchange factor activity; GTPase activator activity.
AACAACACGUGCGCGAGUGCGAGCGAAAUAAAACCGCGACGAGAGCGCGAGAGAGACGGCGAGAGAUUAACGUUAAAAUGGUGUACACGACGGUUCGGUGAAGGAAGAACGAGGAUAAACUGCUUCCUGAUACCGUCGUCGUCGAUGCAGCGGCGCUGAUGCUGAUAACUGUCGUUCAACGCGAAUGCAUACAGUUCGGAUGUUGUGGAGUUUAUUGAUGCUGACUUCGGCUCGGGAGAGGUGUUGAUUGUGCGGUCGCCGCUUUGACGAGAAAUUUUAGAUGUUUGGCGACGGGACGGGAGAGUGUUGUUGCGCGUCGGAGACGGGAAGGUACACUCGACAGGAUUACGCGGCAAGAUAUACAGAGAAGCACAUGUAAUGGACGAGCAAAGAGGCAGUAUCAGCCGUAUCGGCGAUAUAAAUAGUGCGGAGGCGACCAAGACAUUAAUUAUACCAAGGAAGAAAAGGAUAUGCUUAGUAGGAGAUGCUAAUCAAGAUCCUACACUGAGUGCUGCUGCUCAACACUUUAAAGUACCAGUAAUUACUUCUGAGACCGGCACAGAAUAUGUCGAGGAUACUUCUUACAACACUUACUUCGUGCUCAAACAAUUCGAAGGACCUGAAUACGACGCGUUAUGCAAAAGCGCUCAUAGAAUCCUGGGACCUACGGCUUUACUGCAACUGGCAGAAAAGAAAGAAUCUCUGCCCAGUCUGAAAAGACCAAUGUACACACAAGCCAUGGUAGGUUCAGUAGUGGUGUUCAGCGGUUUCCGAACUAAAGAGGAUGAAUUGCGCAAGUUAGCAGCUAUGGUUCUCAAUAUGGGUGGUAGCAUCCGGAAGGAAAUGGGAACUAAAAUAACACAUCUUAUUGCAAAUCAUUGUGGCGGAGAAAAGUACAGAUAUGCUGACACAUUUAGUUUACCCAUCAUGUCAGCAGACUGGGUGGUAGCUUUGUGGAAUGCCAGAGAUGAUGUUUACAGUUACGCGUUUGAUGAGGAAUUGAUAGCAACAUAUAAGCUGAAACCGUUUUAUGAAACAAAAAUAUGUUUUUUUGGUUUUCCCGAAGAAGAAAAAAGACAUAUGUACGAGGUUCUGGAACAACAGGGUGGUGAGCCUGCUGAGAUUGACGAUCCAAAUUGUACACACGUAGUGAUAGACGUACCUGAUCCUUACUACAGGAAAUGCAACAACGCGAGAUUAUCAUAUCUUAAGAAUUCACACAAACAAUAUCCUCUUUCCUCAAUGAACUUUAAACCAAUUCUCUCUUAUCUUCAUAAUCCUUGUUUGGACGCAGUUUGUAACACAACAAACAUCGAUAAUCGCAAUAAUAAUGACGUUGCAAACAUCGAUAGCAUGCAUUUUGCAAAAUCUCAGGAUAACUUCUCUUUGUCGAAAGAUAUUUUAUCAACUUCGGUUGAUCUAGAACACAAUACUUGCAGCGAUCUGAUUUCUUAUAACGUCAGCAAAGAUUCUGCUGUUGGUAUGGAGGACAAUUAUUGCGAUUUACAAACUUCAGUUAUUAAAUCUGGCCACAUAUUUAAUCACUUUGCAGAGCAAAGUGAUUCCGGUUUAGACCUAACCAAAUCGUCUAAUUUAUCUACGUUUUCCGCGCACGGUGUGAAAUGUUCGAUCCCGACAACAUCAACAAUGAUCAGCAACAAAAACGUUAAAUUCCAUAUCUCCGACAAUUCUUUAUUUGAUAACGAAUAUUCUCAAUAUGAUAUCGCGUCACAGUUUUCGACAAUAGCGAAAGAUUUAAAACCGUCUGUAUCUUCUGAAAAGAAUAAUCUCCACGACGUUUGUACGUCAUCAAUAAGUAAUAAGUCCGUGUCUCUGAAAUAUCGCAAAAAUGUUCACUACAUACAGAAUAACACAUCAAAAAUAAAAGUAAUUCCAAAGCGAUAUAUAAAGUGGAAAAAAGCUAAUUCUUGCACAUCUGUUCAUAAAAUGGCAAAACUUGACAAAUGUAAAUUUUUGAAAGUGCGCUCGUUUCCAAAUAUAUGGAAACAUCGUGAUGAGCAAUAUAGCGAUGUAAUUUUGCACAAUGCAUCACGCGGAGAAAGGCGUAAACACUCGUUUGAGUCGCACAUAUCUAAUUUCUCGGAAGAUCCUUCCCGUCUGAUACUGUCCGAUGAUGAGCAAGACAUUUUCACCAAUUCAUACUGCUCGCCUUCCGAAAACACUCUUUUUAAGACAAAGUGCACAUUCCUGUCCAAGUCUUUCCCCGCACUAUCUACACAAACUGCAAUCGCUAAACACGAAUUAAAGAGCACUUUCAUAUCUAAUGGAAAAACUUGCAAUCCGCCAUUUAUAUCACACAACACGAAGACUCUUUACGAGGACUUGAUGGUUCAAGAAGAUAAAUCAUUAUCCACGGUUGUUGACGAGUCUAAUGUAAGUGUAAUACCGCAUUUGGUAUCAAAAUCGGCUCUCAUUGUUAAAACUGGUUGGUUUUGGACGUCGGUUCAGAAUGCGGCCAGAUGUGAUGAGAAUGAAUAUUUGUUCGAACAUUAUUUAGAAACAGUUCUGUCUCCUACUGCAUCUGGUAGGCGAGACAGUCAACAGAGUAUGACGUUGCCGAACCAUCCCUAUUUGAGCAAGCCAUUAUCUAAUUUAUUACAGUACGGAGCAAAUUCACCAGCAAACGUCAGUGGAAGCUUCUUAGAUAAUACAGCAAGUCCAGAGAAACAACUUCAGGACGACAUAGAAACUAUUGCUACAGAUAGUAUUAAAGAACAUUUAUCGAAACGUCACAAAGUGUUUCUUGAACUAGUAGAAACUGAAUCUAAUUAUGUGGGCAUUCUCAAUACAAUUAUGACGCUUUUUAAAUUGCCGUUGGAAAAUCUCAUAGGAAAAAGUGGAAAAGAAUUAUUAAAUAGCACAGAAGUAAAAAUUAUAUUUGGUAAUUUUCCACCCAUUUAUGACGUUCAUAAGCAAUUGUUGGAGGCACUGCAUUAUAGUGCCGCUAAUUGGACAGAGGACAUCAGCAUCGGCAAAAUAUUUCUGAAAUUUGAACCGGACUUGGUUAAAGCAUAUCCUCCAUAUGUCAACUUCUUUGAAAAUACGAAGCAAAUGCUAGAAGAAUGUGAUCAAAAUAAACCACGGUUCCAUGCGUUUUUGAAAAAUUGUCAGACGAUACCUGACUGCGGCAGACAAAGCUUGAAAGAACUAUUAAUUAAACCAAUACAACGAUUACCUAGUAUCAGUUUAUUGCUAAACGAUAUCCUUAAGCAUACCGACAAAAGUAAUCCGGACUAUAACGCUCUGGAAGCUUCUCUUAGCUGUAUUAAAAAAGUUAUGACGUAUAUAAAUGAAAAUAAGAGAAAAACCGAACGCCAACUAGCAAUAUUCGAUAUUUUUAAUGAAAUUGACAAUUGCCCGCCGCAUUUAGUUUCUUCGCGUAGAUCGUUUAUUAGUAAAUGUGAUGUCAUGGAAGUUACUGAAGGUCUUAGUGGACGAGGUGAUCAUUUAGUAUUGUUUCUAUUUACGGAUACUCUCGAAAUAUGCAAGAAAAGAUCGAAGACGUUUAAUUCGAAAAGUCCUAGUGCAAACUUACAGUCAAUUAAACUAAAUCAAGGAAAACCAUAUAAGCAUGUUAAAAUGCUGUCGUUAACGAGUAUAAGAAAAGUUGUGGACAUACGUGAAACUGAUGAAUGCCAAAAAGUAUUUGCACUUGUGGUGCGUAACACUCAAGAAUUAAAAGAAAAAUUAUUAUCAUUUGUGAUAAUCGAUGAAGAAGUUAACAAAGCGCAGUAUUUAGAAACUCUUUGUAAACAGAUGGCUUUUGUGAUCCGCAUAGCUGACGCUGACACGCUACUGAUUAGAUAUGAUUCGCGUCAGCUUGAAGUUAGUACAAGCGAUGUAGCGUCGGGAACAUUAAAGAAAACAAUUAAGAGCCUAUUUCAUAAUUUUUAUCUGGAGUAUAUGGACCCGUAUGUGUUCCUACUCAAUAGCAUGUGUGAAACCACGUUACAUGUCCCACUACCGUUUGCAUCUCGUACGAGGGCAAGAGUCGGCCGUGCUUUCAGUUUCAACAAAACACCAAGCAAACUAAACAGAGCGAUGUCCACUAUUAUGUCGCCUUUUGGAUCAACACAUGGUCUUGCUCCAACGAAUCCACAAAUAGCUCAGAUGCGGUUAGGUAGCUGCAACAAUAUCAGCGAGUUGGAUAAUGGUGGUUCUAGUUUUCCAACUAGGGACGAUGUUCUCGUAGCACCAAUGUCGGAUCAACCGACACGAAAGGCUCUCAGUAUGGCUUCACUGCGAAGGUAAUUACUACUCAAGAGGCAAGAUAAGGUCACCGAAACGGUCUUGUCUUUACAAAAAAGAAAAACAAAACCGCGUCCUCCAGAUGGCUGGAUUGCCGCCACAAAUAAAUGUGUGUAUCGUCUACGUAAAUACUAAUAAGACACACAUGUAAUAAUAAUCAACGAAAAGAACCCGAAGAUGUAUAACCAUUCGCAUUCUUCGCAAUUCUCUAUUAAACAUACUUAUACUUAGUUUUAUCUUUACAACAAGAGUUCAGUAUGAUUUUUUUUCGAAUAUUGCUAGAUCUUCGGGAAUGCAACAUAAAAGUGACAUUAAUGUUCGUGCCAAUAAUAUCUAGUUAUUACUAUUAUUUCGCCAUUAUUAUUAACAUUGUUAUUUAUGUUCUCUUGUAUAAUUGUAUUGUGUAUAGAGAUAUAUAUAUAUAUUACACACAUAUAUAUAUAUCCUUUCUUUUAGUUUCUCUCUCGCACUUGCCUAUAAGAUACACCUAUCUCUUAUUUGUUUACACAUCUUAUUUAUGAUAUAAACAAAAUUAGCUGCAAUAUACAAUAACAGACUUACAUUUUAUAAUAAUUUUCUUUUAGCCGAGUUUAUUCAAUUAUUCUGGGAAGAAAUCUACCAUAAAAAAUUGCAUAUAAAAAAAAAUUAGUUGUUUAUCAUUAUUAACGAAAACAAGCAUGUGCGAAAAUGUGUGUUCAUUGUCAGUAUUUCAUAAUUAUGUAUGACAUUAUUUAGUGUGUUUCAUUAAUAUAUUCCAUUGCAUUUAAUCUCAAUGUCAAAAAAAAAACUACUUGGUUGUUUAAAUUAAUGAGGCAAGUAUGCUAACAUCUACUUACAGAAUGUGAAAUUCGCGUGUAAGAGAGUCACGAUCAGUCUCAUGCGCAAGAAUUUUGGCGCGAAAUAUUUCCGUGUCUCGAUAAAAAAUUUUUAAUUAUCUAACCAUUUCUGUUUUUUGUUUUGAGAAAUUCGUAUAAUAUUUAAUAUUUUAUACUAUUUGUUUCAUUCGUGUUUUUUUUUUCAUUAGAAUUUGCUCUGCGGGAGUUAUACAAAGAAGAACAGAGACAGUUGUAGAAUAAAAGUGACAGUUUUCCAGUUUUUAUCUCACUUUAUUUUUAUUACUGAUGUGAAAGUAUUACGAUAAAUAUUGCUGCCGUUUUUAUAAAGUUUACGAACAAAGUGAGGUGAACAUUGCAAAACUUCUGUUUAUACCUAAUGCAACAGCAUCUUGCCAUUUGACUUGAAAUUUAUCUUUAAACUAUUAGUAUGAAAGAAACAAAUGAAUGAAUAUACUGUAAUUUCAGAAUAAUUGAUUACUUGGCAAAAUGUUUUACCAACAUGAAAGUAUUUCUUCUGCGAUCUUUUAUUUUUUUUCUACGAGCCUUUUCCACACAUGUAACAAACAAAAAUGAUUGUAAUAUAUAGUAUAAACACAAUAUUGGUUAGUGAAAAAACCUUGUAUACAACCUAUUUGCAACAUAUUGCAAAGAAAAUGAAAAGAAACUUUGAUUACUGCUUACACGAGCUUAUGACUAAUAUAAUUUUAUAUUACAGAAAGAUUUUCUCUUGUCAGAGUUUUUAUACACAAACAUGAUUAGUGCCUUCUUAAUAUGAUAAGAAGUAGCACGAGUGCCUUGAGUAAAACAAAUUACGAACAGAAGUUUGUUGUAUUGUAUGGCGAUGAAGUGUGUAUAUGCGUGAGUUUUUGAAGUGGUAAAUACGAUGCGUUUCUCUUCUCAAUUUAUCGAGAUUCUUAAAUCUAUUCUUCAUACUUUUUUGUAACACGUAACUUUCGCCAAAAUAAAUUUGUUAUCUUUACUCAAUUGGCACUGAGUAAAUUGGAAAAAUAAAUUUCACAUUAAAAGUACACACAAAUAUCACAAUUGUUCAAUAACGAGAUACGGUAAUCUAUAUGUCUUAUUCCACUAUUAUAUUUGAACAGCACGAUCAUUCCUAUGAAAACCCAAAUCUGUUUUUUUUGUUUCGAACUCCAUACGACACAAAAUUACGAAACGCAUCGACCACGCUCUGCGCACGAUUGUGAUUAACGUUUCAACUUUUUUUUUUUAUUAUUUUGAGAAGUAUUAGUCAAAGAGAGA